AUGUGCGAGCGCGUGGUGCAGGUGCCGCGCAGCUUCCCGUGUCCGCAGCAGCAGCAGCAGCAGCAGCAGCAGCAGCAGCAGCAGCAGGUGUGUCGCGGGGAAGCAGCAGAAGCCCCCGCCACUUGCUUCCGCAAAGUCCUCAAGGAAGAGACUUAUCCUUGUCAGCAGCAGCAGCAGCAGCGGCAGUGCCGCAUGGUCACAGUGCAGGUGCGCAGCAGCUGCAGCAGACCCGUGCUGCAGCAGCAGCAGCAGCACUGCCUCAAGACACGCGAGCAGCAGCAGUGUCUCCUCGUGUCUUUGCCUGUCCCCUCCCGCUGCCGCAGACCCACGGAGCAGCAGCAGCAAUACAAAUGCUUCAAAACUGUUUACAAACGAAAGUGCAGCAAACGAAAAGUCAAAGUCCCUGUCCCCUGCAGCAGCAGCAGCAGCAGCAGCAGCAGCAAACAUGUCCCACCCCACAAGCACCUCCACCAGCCCAUUCUGGGGCCCCCCCUUGACGAGGGGCCCCUAGAGGGGCCCCUGGAGGGGCCCCUUGAGGGGCCCCUGGAGGGGCCCCUAGAGGGGCCCCUAGUGGGGGCCCCCCUGCCCCUAGAGGGGCCCCUAGAGGGGCCCCUUGAGGGGCCCCUAGAGGGGCCCCUUGAGGGGCCCCUGGAUGGGGGGCCCCUGGAUGGGGGGCCCCUGGAUGGGGGGCCCCUGGAUGAGGGGCCCCUUGAGGGGCCCCUGGAUGAGGGGCCCCUGGAUGAGGGGCCCCUGGAUGAGGGGCCCCUGGAUGGGGGCCUCAUAGAGGAACACCUCCUAGGGGGGCCCCUGGAUGAGGGGCCCCUGGAUGAGGGGCCCCUGGAUGGGGGGCCCCUAGAUGGGGGGCCCCCCCUGGCCAGCCCCACAGGAUUUCACUCCAGGGGCCCCCAGGGGGCCUAUGGGGGCCCCCGCAUGCAGGGGGGCCCCCGCAUGCAGGGGGCCCCCCGCAUGCAGGGGGGGCCCCCCAUGCAGGGGGGCCCCCGCAUGCAAGGGGGCCCCCGCAUGCAAAGGGGCCCUCAAGGCGCCUUUGGGGGCCAACUUGGGGGGGCCCCCCCCAUGCAGGGGGGCCCCCGCAUGCAGGGGGGCCCCCGCAUGCAGGGGGGCCCCCGCAUGCAAGGGGGCCCCAUGUAUGAAGAAUAUGACAUGGAUGAGGAAGAAAUGGGUCUUGACAUGGGGGCCCUAAUGGGGGGCCCCCCUGGGGGCCCCCAGGGGGGCCCCCAGGGGGGCCCCCCCCUGGCCCGUUUGGGGGCCCCCGGGGGUCAGCGGGCUGUGGGGGCUUGGCAGGGAGAAGGGGGGAGGCCCUCGUUUGCUGCUGCAGCAGCAGCAGCAGCAGCAGCAGCGCCGGGCCAGUCGUUCAGCGCGGCUGCGGGCGCAGCAGCAGCAGCAGCAGCAGCAGCAGCAGCAGCAGCAGGAGGAGGGUACUACUAUGCAGAAGACUUUGAAGAAGCUGAGCGGCGGCUGGGGGUCAAAAAGAAAAGGAAAAGGGGGGGCCCCCGGGGGCCCCCCGAGGGGCCCCCCGUAGUUGCUGUGGUGGAGUCCGUGCGGGGUGUAUGUACAGUGCAGGUGGCAGCAGCAGAGCGCUACCCCUGCAUGCAGCAGCAGCAGCAGCGGCAGUGCCGCAACGUGAAAGUUGCUGUUGCUGCUACCUGCAGCAGGAAGGUGCAGCAGCAGCAGCCGUACCCCUGCGUGCAGCAGCAGCGCGUGCGCCGCUGCGAGCUGCUGCAGCAGCAGCCGCCGCAGCAGCAAAUCUGCACCGAGCUGCUGCAGCAGCAGCAGCAGUACCCCUGCACCAAGCCAGUCAAGGCCGUGCAGUCCCCCGGGCCCCACAGCCCUGCAGCAAACACACUUGUGCAGUUCACAAAAAGCACAAAGGCAAGCACUGAGCAGCAGCAGCAGCAGCAGCAGCAGCAGCAGCAGCAGCUGCUGCUGCGCAGAAGCAGCAGCGGCGGCAGCACAAGCAGCGGCAGCAGCAGCGGCGGCAGCAGAAGCAGCAGCAACGGCAGCACAAGCAGCAGCAGCAGGUGCGGAAGCUGCUGCUGCUGCUGCUGCUGCAGCGGCAGCAGCAGCAGUAGCAGCAGCAAAAGUGAACGAUGCUUGCUGCUGGUGCAGCUGCGGCUGCUGCUGGUGCAGCAGCAGCGGCAGCGCCGGGGGGAGAGGCUGGCUGCGCAGGGGAAGAACGCGACGCAGGCAAAAACAGCAGCAGCAGCAGCAGCAGCAGAAACAGCAGCAGCAGCAGAAACAGCAGCAGCAACAGCAGCAGCAGCAGAAACAGCAGCAGCAGCAGCAACAGCAGCAGCAACACUUGAAAGUUCUAUUAUUUGUAUGUCUGCAGCCAAUACUGCUGAGUUGCCAUUUGCAGCACUUCGCAUUUUCCAGGCAAGAGCCUGUCACAGCUUGCUGCUGCAGCAGCAACAGAAGCAGCAGCAGCAGCAGCAGCAGCAGCAGCAGCAGCAGAUUGCUGGCUGCUGCAGACGCAGUUGCUGCAGGCGUCUUUGCACGCAGACUGAACGUUAUAUUCUAAACGCCCCAAACCCUAAACCCUAA
Molecule: messenger RNA, 2562 nt
Organism: Eimeria necatrix
Lineage: Eukaryota; Apicomplexa; Conoidasida; Eucoccidiorida; Eimeriidae
Exons: 3
Coding region: 1-2562 (853 amino acids)
Cellular component (GO): trans-Golgi network; trans-Golgi network transport vesicle; endosome
Source: RefSeq, a predicted model, not a curated record